Myotis davidii is the source of this 5357-nucleotide messenger RNA. It is a transcript of the gene CDC42BPB, whose product is annotated as CDC42 binding protein kinase beta. The record is from RefSeq and is a predicted model, not a curated record. Gene Ontology annotation, molecular function: protein serine/threonine kinase activity; ATP binding. Gene Ontology annotation, biological process: actomyosin structure organization; peptidyl-threonine phosphorylation. Lineage: Eukaryota; Metazoa; Chordata; Mammalia; Chiroptera; Vespertilionidae. The transcript has 36 exons. Bases 16 to 5082 code for a protein of 1688 amino acids. Gene Ontology annotation, cellular component: cytoskeleton; cytoplasm.
GGCCGGUGAGCAGGCAUGACUGGGUGCUGGUGCCAGGGAGGGCGAUGGUCUUGGUGUGGGGGCAGGACAGCUGACUCAGGAGGCAGUUUGGAGGGCAGGUCGGGAACCGUAAAAGCCAAGCCCUUUACGCAGCUGGUGAAGGACAUGCAGCUCCGGCGAGAGGACUUCGAGAUCAUCAAAGUCAUCGGGCGGGGCGCGUUCGGUGAGGUUGCUGUUGUCAAAAUGAAGAACACUGAACGAAUUUAUGCCAUGAAAAUCCUCAACAAGUGGGAGAUGCUGAAGAGAGCAGAGACGGCGUGUUUCCGGGAGGAGCGCGACGUGCUGGUGAACGGGGACUGCCAGUGGAUCACCACCCUGCACUACGCCUUCCAGGACGAGAAUUACCUGUACUUGGUCAUGGAUUACUACGUGGGUGGUGACCUCCUGACCCUGCUCAGUAAGUUUGAAGACAAGCUCCCGGAGGACAUGGCGCGGUUCUACAUCGGGGAGAUGGUGCUGGCCAUCGACUCCAUCCACCAGCUCCACUACGUGCACAGGGACAUCAAACCCGACAACGUCCUCCUGGACGCCAAUGGGCACAUCCGCCUGGCCGACUUCGGGUCGUGUCUGAAGAUGAACGAUGACGGGACGGUGCGGUCGUCUGUGGCCGUGGGCACACCGGACUAUAUCUCGCCGGAGAUUCUGCAGGCCAUGGAGGACGGCAUGGGCAAGUACGGCCCCGAGUGCGACUGGUGGUCGCUGGGCGUCUGCAUGUACGAAAUGCUUUAUGGGGAAACGCCCUUCUACGCGGAGUCGCUUGUGGAGACCUACGGAAAGAUCAUGAACCACGAGGAGCGGUUCCAGUUCCCAUCCCACGUCACAGAUGUGUCUGAGGAGGCGAAGGACCUCAUGCAGAGGCUGAUCUGCAGCAGGGAGCGCCGGCUGGGCCAGAAUGGGAUUGAGGACUUCAAAAAGCACCCCUUCUUCCAAGGGCUGAACUGGGAAAACAUACGGAACCUGGAAGCACCUUACAUUCCCGACGUGAGCAGUCCUUCUGACACGUCCAACUUCGACGUGGACGACGAUGUGCUGAGGAACAUCGAGAUGCUGCCUCCUGGCUCUCACACGGGUUUCUCUGGGCUGCACUUGCCGUUCAUCGGUUUCACGUUCACCACGGAAAGCUGCUUUUCCGACCGAGGCUCUCUGAAGAGCAUGAUGCAGUCCAGCACCUUAACCAAGGACGAGGGCGUGCAGCGGGACCUGGAGAGCAGCCUGCAGGCCGAGGCCUAUGAGCGGAGGAUCCGGAGGCUGGAGCAAGAGAAACUGGAGCUGAGCAGGAAGCUGCAAGAGUCUACGCAGACCGUGCAGUCCCUCCACAGCUCGGCUCGGGGCCUGGGCGGUGUGGCCCGAGAUAAAGAGGUGAAAAAGCUGACCGAGGAGAUCGAGCGCCUGAAGAAUAAAAUAGCAGACUCGAACAAGCUCGAGCGACACCUGGAGGACACAGUGGCGCUUCGCUCGGAGCAGGAAGGCCCCGCGCUCCGGCUGAAAGGCCUGGAGAAGCAGUACCGCGCCGCACGGCAGGAGAAGGAGGACUUCCACAAGCAACUGGUCGAAGCGUCCGAGCGCUUGAAGUCACAGGCCAAAGAGCUGAAAGAUGCCCACCAGCAGCGGAAGCUGGCCCUGCAGGAGUUCUCGGAGCUCAGCGAGCGCGUGGCCGAGCUGCGCGCUCAGAAGCAAAAGGUGUCCCGGCAGCUCCGCGACAAGGAGGAGGAGGUGGAGGCCGCCAUGCAGAAGGUCGACUCCAUGCGGCAGGAGGUCCGCAAAUCCGAGAGGCUGAGGAAGGAGGUAGGAGCGUGGGCGCGGCUGCACGAGUGGGCUUUCGUUGAGAGCUUCUCCAAGCAACUUGAAAGCGAGCUCGAGGCCCUGAAGGGAAAGCAAGGGGGCCGGGGACCAGGGGCCUCCUUAGAGCAUCAGCAAGAGAUUUCCAAAAUCAAGUCUGAGCUGGAGAAGAAGGUCUUGUUCUACGAAGAGGAGCUGGUCAGACGCGAGGCCUCCCACGUGCUGGAGGUAAAAACUGUGCGGAAGGAGGUGCAUGACUCCGAGAGCCACCAGCUGGCCCUGCAGAAGGAGAUCCUAAUGUUAAAAGACAAAUUGGAGAAGUCCAAGCGAGAACGGCUCAGUGAGGUGGAGGAGGCAGUGGGCACCGUCAAAGACAAGUUCGAGCGAGACCGAGCCGUGCUGUCGGAGGAGAACAAGAAGCUGGCCGCCGAGAAGGAGAGGCUUUGCUCCUUCGUGGACAAGCUCACAGCUCAGAACAGGCAACUGGAGGACGAGCUGCAGGACCUGGCAGCCAAGAAGGAGUCGGUAGCCCACUGGGAAGCGCAGAUCGCCGAGAUCAUCCAGUGGGUCAGCGAUGAGAAAGAUGCGCGGGGCUACCUCCAAGCUCUGGCUUCGAAGAUGACGGAAGAGCUCGAGGCGUUGAGGAGCUCCAGCCUGGGGUCGAGAACACUGGACCCGCUCUGGAAGGUGCGCCGCAGUCAGAAGCUGGACAUGUCCGCGCGGCUGGAGCUGCAGUCGGCGCUGGAGGCCGAGAUCCGGGCCAAGCAGCUGGUUCAGGAGGAGCUGAGGAAGGCCAAGGACUCGAACCUCUCCUUUGAAAGUAAACUAAAGGACUCGGAAGCCAAAAAUAAAGCAUUAUUAGAAGAAAUGGAAAUUUUGAAGAAGAAGAUGGAAGAAAAAUUUAGAGCAGAUACUGGACUCAAACUUCCAGAUUUUCAGGAUUCUAUUUUUGAGUAUUUCAACACUGCACCGCUUGCACAUGACCUGACUUUCAGAACCAGCUCAGCUAGUGAGCAAGAAACACAAGCUCCAAAGCCAGAAGUGUCCCCAUCCACAUCCAUGGCUGCAAGCACAGAGCAGCAGCAGGAGGACAUGGCUGGGGCCCCGCAGAGGCCGCCCGCCGGGCCGCCACCCGCCUCGCAGGCCCUCGCUCUGUCUGGACCAAAGCCCAAAGCCCACCAGUUCAGCAUCAAGUCCUUCUCCAGCCCCACUCAGUGCAGCCACUGCACCUCCCUGAUGGUGGGGCUCCUCCGCCAGGGCUACGCCUGCGAGGUGUGCUCGUUUGCCUGCCACGUGUCCUGCCGAGACAGCGCUCCCCAGGUGUGCCCCCUCCCUCCCGAGCAGGCCAAGCGGCCCCUGGGCGUGGACGUGCAGCGGGGCAUCGGGACCGCCUACAAGGGCUACGUGAGGGUCCCGAAGCCCACGGGUGUGAAGAAGGGGUGGCAGCGGGCCUACGCUGUGGUCUGCGACUGCAAGCUCUUCCUGUACGACCUGCCCGAGGGGAAGUCCACGCAGCCCGGCGUGGUCGCCAGCCAGGUCCUGGACCUCAGAGAUGAAGAGUUCUCGGUGAGCUCAGUCCUGGCCUCUGACGUCAUUCAUGCUUCACGACGAGACAUUCCGUGUAUCUUCAGGGUGACGGCCUCUCUCUUAGGUUCACCUUCUAAGACCAGCUCACUGCUCAUUCUGACAGAGAACGAGAACGAGAAGAGGAAGUGGGUUGGGAUUCUGGAAGGACUGCAGUCCAUCCUACAGAAGAACCGCCUGCGAAACCAGGUGGUGCACAUCCCACAGGAGGCCUACGACUCCUCGCUGCCGCUCAUCAAGGCCGUGCUGGCAGCCGCCGUGCUGGAUGGCGACAGGAUUGUGGUCGGCUUAGAAGAAGGGCUCUACGUCAUCGAGGUGACCCGUGAUGUGAUCGUCCGCGUCGCUGACUACAAGAAAGUCUACCAGAUCGAGCUCGCCCCCAAGGAGAAGGUCGCCGUGCUCCUCUGUGGCCGGAACCACCAUGUCCACCUCUGCCCGUGGUCUGCCUUCGACGGCACAGAAAGCAACGUGGACGUCAAGCUUCCGGAAACGAAGGGCUGCCAGCUCCUCGCCACGGCGACGCUGAAGAAGAGUGCGGCCACCUGCCUGCUCGUGGCGGUGAAGCGGCUGGUCCUGUGCUAUGAGGUCCAGCGGACCCGGCCUUUCCACAGGAAGGUCACGGAGCUCACGGCCCCUGGCAGCGUGCAGUGCAUGGCCGUGCUCAAGGACAAGCUCUGUGUUGGCUACCCUUCGGGGUUCUCUCUGUUGAGCCUCCAGGGAGAUGGGCAGGCCCUGCCGCUGGUAAAUCCCCAUGACCCCUCGCUUGCGUUCCUCUCACAGCAGUCUUUUGACGCCCUUUGUGCUGUGGAGCUCAAAAGCGAGGAGUACCUGCUUUGCUUCAGCCACAUGGGACUGUACGUGGACCCACAAGGCCGGAGGUCGCGCACGCAGGAGCUCAUGUGGCCUGCGGUGCCUGUUGCCUGUAGUUGUAGCCCCUCGCACGUCACCGUGUACAGCGAGUACGGGGUGGACGUCUUCGACGUGUGCACCAUGGAGUGGGUGCAGACCAUCGGCCUGCGGAGGAUCAGACCGCUGAACACGGAGGGCACCCUCAACCUGCUCAGCUGUGAGCCUCCCCGCCUGAUCUACUUCAAGAGCAAGUUCUCGGGAACCGUGCUCAAUGUGCCCGACACCUCAGACAACAGCCGGAAGCAGAUGCUGCGGACCCGGAGCAAGAGGCGGUUCGUCUUCAAGGUGCCGGAGGAGGAGAGGCUGCAGCAGCGGCGGGAGAUGCUUAGAGACCCAGAAUUGAGAUCCAGGAUGAUCUCCAACCCGACCAACUUCAACCACGUGGCCCACAUGGGCCCGGGCGACGGGAUGCAGGUGCUCAUGGACUUGCCCCUGGUGAGUCUCGGGGGCAUGCUCCCGUCCCCUCCUGCCGCAGGGGGGCCCCCACCCUGCCGGCCUUUCUUCACUCUGCUCUGGGCCGGCGGCUACGCGGCAUCCGGCUACCGCCGCCUGCGUCUCCUGCCUGGGACAGCCCCGGCCGCCCUUCACGUGGCUGACCAGUGUUCUCUAGGGGCUCCUGGUGGGUUUGUGUUGAUCCACCCGGAUUCCGAUUCCACCAAACACUCAACUCCUUCCAACAGCUCCAACCCCAGCGGCCCGCCAAGCCCCACCUCCCCCCACAGGAGCCAGCUCCCCAUGGAAGGCCUGGAGCCGCCGGCCUAUGACGCCUGAAGCCGCCGGCCACCACCUCGUCACCACGGGCCCAGGAGCCGCAUGGCUCCAAUGCCAGUGCCAAGAGCGGACCCCCUAGUGUUGUCCACGGAGAUGCAGAAUGACUUGUAGAUGAGACGCAGAAAACUCUAUUGUAACGUGACCGUUCAUGCCACGCUGCUCGGGGCCGUGCACCUGACCCUUCGUCCCCACCAGACGGGUGGGAAGGUGCUGGGCCCGCAAGGCCGCCGCUCAGACCCCGCAGCCCUGGCGCUCUGCUUGGGAGGCAGGCAGCU